UCCUUCCUCCUUACCCUCUCUCACUCUUUCUUUCACUCACUCACUCACUCACUCACUCACUCGCUAGAACAAAGGAAUCCGAUGGAGGGCAAGGAGCAGGACGUUUCCUUGGGAGCCAACAAGUUCCCGGAGAGGCAGCCCAUUGGGACGGCGGCGCAGAGCCAAGACGACGGAAAAGACUACCAGGAGCCGGCCCCCGCGCCCCUCAUUGACCCCUCCGAGUUCACCUCAUGGUCUUUCUACAGAGCAGGCAUAGCAGAGUUCGUUGCCACUUUUCUCUUCCUCUACAUCACCAUCUUGACCGUCAUGGGUGUCAACAGGUCCCCUUCUAAGUGCCAAUCCGUCGGUAUUCAAGGAAUCGCUUGGGCCUUCGGUGGCAUGAUCUUCGCCCUCGUUUACUGCACCGCUGGCAUCUCAGGGGGUCACAUAAACCCGGCGGUGACGUUCGGCCUUUUCUUGGCUCGGAAGCUGUCGUUGCCUAGGGCGGUGUUCUACAUAGUGAUGCAGGUGUUGGGUGCUAUUUGUGGUGCUGGCGUGGUGAAGGGUUUUGAGGGAAAAACGAGGUACGGUUUUUACAAGGGUGGUGCUAACUUUGUUGCCCCUGGUUACACCAAGGGUGAUGGCCUUGGUGCUGAGAUUGUUGGCACCUUUGUCCUUGUCUACACCGUUUUCUCUGCCACCGAUGCCAAGCGUAACGCCAGAGACUCUCACGUCCCCAUUUUGGCACCCUUGCCAAUUGGGUUCGCUGUGUUCUUGGUUCACUUGGCCACCAUCCCCAUCACCGGAACUGGUAUCAACCCUGCUAGGAGUCUAGGUGCUUCCAUCAUCUUCAACAAGGACCUUGGUUGGGACGAUCAUUGGAUCUUCUGGGUGGGACCCUUCAUUGGUGCAGCCCUUGCGGCUCUUUACCACCAGGUUGUAAUCCGGGCAAUUCCCUUCAAGUCCAAGUGAUGAUUGAAUCAAACGGUUGAGCAAUGUUUGUGGCUUUCGGUUUCAUUUUCAUCUGUUUUUAAUCUUAAGUGGUUGUAUUUUGUAUGUAAAGAUGUAAAAUUAUGAAUGAUUAUUAGGGGGUGCAUGUGUCGCGUCAUGGGCCACAGUUAUCCUCUACUUUUAAGUUGGAAGAGGCCCAGCUCAUGUGUGUGAUUGUGUAUUUUGCCAAAUCAAAAAUAACACCAGAGUCAUAUUUAUGCAUCUUUUCUUUUGAUUAAAUUUAAUUUCCUCUAGACCUCUCUGUAAUAUUUGUCCUCUUCCCCCAAGUAUAUGCCAAGGUUCGGUUUCUUUAUC
Molecule: messenger RNA, 1284 nt
Organism: Cajanus cajan (pigeon pea)
Lineage: Eukaryota; Viridiplantae; Streptophyta; Magnoliopsida; Fabales; Fabaceae
Product: putative aquaporin PIP-type 7a
Biological process (GO): transmembrane transport
Cellular component (GO): membrane
Molecular function (GO): channel activity
Source: RefSeq, a predicted model, not a curated record